GGUAUGAUUAAAAUUCCCAGUAUUGGUAUGAUCAUGGGUAGUAAUUUUACUCGAAAUAUUAUUCAAGCUUAUAAAAUUCUGAUCAUUGUGUGUGCGUAAAUAAUUAUCUUCAAUUCGUUUGUAAUAUAUGUACAUCUAGGUUCUCCUUGUUUACUGAUAGUACUACUGUACCAAUCUGCUAAGUGUAAGCAGUUCAUGUUUCUUCAGAAAAAUUAAUUUAUUUUCCAGUUAAACACAUUAAUUAAUGAAUUUUAUCUUUAACUAUAUUUUCACCUAUACAGAAUUCAUGAUUCGGAUUAUGAAUUGUUUAAAUCAAGCAGUUACUAAGUUAUUUCCAGUUGUUGAUUUAUCCAACUAUCAAAAUGCUUUAAAUUGUGACAAGACUAACCAUUCCGGUUUACAUGUAUGCUCACUUCUAUUCAUUGGUUUGUGCAGUCGUUAUGAUGUUGACCGAGAUUAUGCAGUGAAAAUACUUUUACGACUGGAGUUUUCAGGUUAUCUUGAUCCCAAACAUGUUAUCAAGUUGUGGACGAAUACACUAGAAACCUACGCCCAAAGUUCAAAACCCGAUGUUAGUCCUAUUGCCGGGGAUCUAUUACGUUUUCUUGUCUAUGGGAAAUUCUCACUUCCUCUUCUUUCGUAUGACGUAUCCUCCCGUUGUGACAGCACUUUGUUAUCAUCUUGCCCCUCUAGCCAGUCCAUCGAUGACAAAGCAAUCGCUGCAGUAGUCUUUCUCCUAGAUCACCUCGAAGAACAGAUUUUACUGUGUGAAAAAUUACCUAGUGAUGGUCUGAUGGCUGUUGUGACCUAUAAACCGUUUUAUGCUAUGCUUUGUACUAUACGUGCUGUCAUUGGUAUACUACCGCAUUCAGGCUGUCAAAAAAGAACGAUACGAGGAGCAUUGCUACUCAGGAUUGGAAUACAUUUUUACAGACAAGUUCAUUGUUUAAGGAAGUCAACGGAAUGUGUAUUAUAGAACGUAUAAUUUCUUUGGGUCUUCGUAUAUCUGAAAUUGUCCUACCAGUUGUUGCUCAUGAAUCACCUGAAGGUGUCCUACUAAAUUCACAGGAUGAUUUAUGCACAGAUAAUAAAGUUAUAGAGGAUGAAAAUGAUCAGCUGUCUAAAUUACGUGAAAAAACUCGAAAGUAUCCGGAAUACCUAAUUUUGUGUUGUUGGCGUUCCGUUCGUGAAUUGUCUUUGCUCAUGGGUAUAUCACUUGUAUCAUACUGUAACUUCAGUAGUACUGCUACUGAGUAUCAAAUGCAACCGAAUGAGAUUUUUCGUAUAGCUCAGUUUUUUUGCACCCAGUUAUUAUGCUGUCGUCAUCGUGGAGCCUUUGAACUUUGUGCAACUGGAUUUACAAAUUUUUGUAUUGCACUUGUAAAACAUCCAGGUUAUUAUGAAAUUCCAGUCCAUUGGCUCAACACAAUUACUGGUCAAGUAUUACUAAGUGAAACAUCAUCAAAAGGUUCAAUUAUAGUACAGGGUAUUGAUUUUUCGUUAGAUGCCUGUAUGGGUGAACACGAUACAGUUGAAUGUGUGACUCGUCGUGGAGCUGGUUGUCCUCUCUUCGUCCAGGCUAUUUUGGGUGCAGAAUUAACUCGUGAUCUAAAUGGGCUUACAACACUUACAAAUACAGUAAAUUGGCUUCUUAAAUCGAUCACAUCUUCUAUUUCUAAAAUUGUCAAUCUUCAGCAAUCGGGUUAUGAAGCCACCUGUGUACUUAAUUUGAACAUUAUUCGUGGGAUAUUUCAAUCGACAAAUUUAAACUAUCAUACAAACAGGUAUCUUCAAAAGGGGUUGAUCAUUGCUUUGGAUGGCUUAGGCUGUGGACAUUUAUCGAUAAGAAAUGCAUCAAUGCUCUUUUACAGCACCAUAAUUCAACGCAUUUUUGGUGUAACUCGGUCGAAAGAAAUUAAAAGUCGAAAAAAUUGCCUUUCAACAUCAACAUUUUUUAAGCUCUAUCCGAAGUUUCAACAGUAUUUAAUUGAAACACUAACAUGGUAUUCUGGGAAUCCGAAGAUUUUAGAUACAAAUCGUUUCAAAUUGUAUAGUAUUCUUUAUCUAGUGACACAUCUUCUACCACCCCCUCAAGUGGCCAAUGUAGAUGAAAUGUUAUACAAGUUACUCAUCCGUUGUGGUUGCGAUUCUGGUAUUCGUGUUCGUAAGAUAGCCUCACUAGCUUUGACGUCGAUUAUGCAUCCUAACUGUAUUAUGAAGACGUUGGAUCACCUACUGUGCUUGAUUGAUGAAUGGAUUGUUGGAGGCAAUUCAAUAAAAGAGUGGUUUAUAACUGGUCGAUCGAAUGUACUGCAUUCUCUACUCUUACAGGUGUAUGCCUUGUUAUAUUCUAGUAUGGAUGUUCAUAGUGCACCUGCAUAUAUUGCUCCCAAUGUAUGCAUUUCUAGCACAGAUUAUGCGUCUAUUAUAGAUCGUUUGAAGACAUCAUUCUCUUGGUUAAAUGAUCCUAAACAUGUCACUUGUUCAGUUUCACGUCAGUUGUACAUGAAAAUAUUAGGUCAUGAAUAUGAUCAUCAACCAGUUACAAUCAAAUAUGGCUCAUAUGGUUUGGAGCGUGAGUAUGCCGAAGCAUGUAUCAAUACUAUAGUUGAUCGUGAAGUGAGAAAAUUGGGAGAUAAUACUUCAGCAUAUAUAGAAUUAAUACAGUUGACAAAAUCACUGGAUUCAAUCGAGCUGUUUACAUCAUUUCUUCGUCGAAUUUAUCUUCACAUACAUGCCAAACUUGCCCAUCCCGUUGACUGUGCUUUAGACACGGAAAAUCUUUAUAAAAGAUUUAAAGGGAGAUAUUAUUAUAAUGUAGAACUGUUCGAUAUGACAAGAAGAAUAUUCACAUUUGAUUCACUAUUUCAAGUCCUAUUUGAUUUUAAUCGUCGAUAUGCUCAUGACAGUGAUGGUGAUGAUUGUAUUUUGUUACUAUUGAAUUCCAUAAAUGAUGAGUCCUAUCACUACAUAUUUGAAUUAUUAGCUAUACUGAUUCAUUCAGAUAAUGUAUCAACAGACAGUGUUAACAGAGCUAUUCACUGGACUAGUAAUCAGUUAAAAUCGAUCAUAAAAAUGAUCAAGGUGAAGGCAGUGAAUCAUCUUCCAUUUCGUAAUUGUUUUAGUUUUACUUCAUUUAUCCAUUUCCAUAUUAAUUUAAUUUAUGUCUUUGCUGAGAAGAAUGUUGAGCAAGAGCAUAAACAGCAACAAGUUGUGUCCACAUAUUACUCUCAGCAACAUAAUCAUUGUUACCUUAAUCAUAUAGUUGAAUUGUGCGAAUUAUGCAGAGUAUGUUUUGAUGUAUUCGAUGAUGAUGAUUCAACAAAUGCUUGUUUUGAAGUAAAAUAUGCAAUUUUACAUUCCCUCUUUUUACUGGAUAUUUCUGUACUUAAUACAAUAAUAUUGAAUAAUGAAAAUGUGGAAAAAGUACUUCAAGCAUUUGAUGUCCUCAUUGAAAGUAUAACUAAUCCAGAAAGUCCAAAGUUACAGAAAUUGGCUUGUGAAAUUACUCAAAAUCUAUUGAUUUCUUCUUAUCCAGAAUACAAAUGUGUGUUACAAUUGCCGUAUGUUCUGUUGCCUCAAUUGGUUAGUCUUUUAAUGCAGUAUAACUCUGAAGUGAUUUUCAAGCACAUGCUUCGGUUCGUAUGGGAGCAGAUGUCCAGUUUAACAAUUUCUAGGACUCAGGAUCCUGACGGUGAUAAUGACGAUCAGGGCAAUACUAGUGAUCACGCAUUCCCACAGACAACGUUUAAUCCUGGAUGUGACACUCUGGAAUCAAUCAAAAUUAUGUGCAAUACCCUUUCCAGCUGGUUAUCUGUCAAUAGUAAUUCAAGUAGUCAUCCCAACAAACAUAUCUUAUCUAUUGGUGGAGUUUGUGAGGAUAAUGAAGUACUGCAUGGAGGAAAUACUUUUGAGGAAUUCGAGUCAUUAUUAAUUCGGAAACCUGAUUUUCUAGCUAGUCUGUACUUAAAUAGGUAUAUUAGUAGUUUCCGUUUAACAUGUUGAUAGCAGAUUUAUAUUUUGAUUGUACCGAUCAAUAAAACUUUUCGUUUG
Heterobilharzia americana is the source of this 4053-nucleotide messenger RNA. The record is from the annotation of a GenBank genome assembly. Lineage: Eukaryota; Metazoa; Platyhelminthes; Trematoda; Strigeidida; Schistosomatidae.